GUCCUAAUGAUCCAAAUAAACGGAGAGAGAGAGGGGGAGAGCUAAUGGAUCAUCUAUCAGUCAUCACCUUAAUAAAUUUUUGAAGAAUCAAAGCGAGUAGUCUAUUAUGUGCGUAUCGUUUGCCAAGUGAUCGAAGUAGCUAGUAGUCCCCUUAAUUGAUUGUGAGUAGUGUGGAAAAAAUUAAUAAAAUGGUGAUGGAAUCGUCGCGGUCUUUGGAGUAUACGCCGACAUGGGUAGUCGCUGUUGUCUGCUCCAUCAUUGUUCUCAUUUCCCUUUGCGCCGAACGUGCUCUUCACCGUCUCGGAAAGUGGUUGGAGCGUAAGGGACAACAUGCACUGUUUGAGGCCUUACAAAAAUUAAAAGAAGAAUUGAUGCUUUUGGGAUUUAUUUCCCUUUUAUUAACCGUCUUUCAAGGUCUUAUUAGUCACAUGUGCAUCCCAACUUAUCUUCAGUCUCACAUGCUUCCAUGCAAGCGGGAUGACAACGUUUCCUCACAUGAAUCUGAGAUCAACAUUCGCCAUGAUCAUCUAAUUGAAAAAAAUGGUCGACGACUUUUAUCAACAGAUAAUGGUUUAGAACAUUGUGGGCAAAAGGGGAAGGUUCCAUUAUUAUCACUUGAAGCAUUACAUCAACUGCACAUUUUCAUAUUUGUAUUGGCGGUUGUUCAUGUAAUCUUUUGUGCCACUACCAUGGUUCUUGGAGGAGCAAAGAUACGUGAGUGGAAGCAUUGGGAAGGUUUAAUUAAACAAGAAAGUUCAGGAUCAAAACGUGGUGCAUCAUAUGCCCACCAUAUUCGUGAGUUUUUCUCCAAACAUACAAUUGGGCGUUGGCGAAAGACAGCUGUUGUUAGUUGGCUGGUAUCAUUCUUCAAACAAUUUCAUGGCUCGGUAACCAAAUCAGACUAUAUUGCACUCAGAGAAGGAUUUAUGAUGACUCAUUGUCCCGGAAGAUAUAACUUUGAUUUUCACAAGUACAUGAUGCAAACGCUAGAAGAUGAUUUCAGAAGGGUUGUUGGAAUAAGUUGGUACCUGUGGCUCUUUGUUGUGCUGUUUUUGCUGCUGAAUGUGGGAGGAUGGCACACCUAUUUUUGGUUAUCCUUUCUACCCUUGAUUCUUCUGCUUCUAGUUGGUGCAAAGUUAGAACAUAUCAUCACCCAGUUGGCUGAGGAUGUUAACAUUGAGAGGAGCACAGGGGAGCAUGGUGCCGUGAAGCCUUCUGACAAACAUUUUUGGUUUGGUCGCCCCAGCAUUGUGUUUUACUCCAUUCACUUCAUUCUGUUUCAGAACUCCUUCGAGAUAGCCUUCUUCUUUUGGAUCUUGUGCACGUACGGGUUCAAGUCAUGCAUCAUGGAAAAAGUAGGCUAUAUUGUCCCAAGACUAAUCAUGGGAGUGAUUGUCCAAGUGCUUUGCAGUUACAGCACCUUACCUUUAUAUGCUCUCGUCUCCCAGAUGGGUAGCCUGUUCAAAAGAGCAAUGUUUGACACUCACAUGCAAAAAGUACUUCAAAAUUGGGCUGAUAGUACGAGGAGUGGAGGCGAAGGAAGACAAAGAGGUGGCUCAUCCAUUACUGCAGUUGGGCCACAGAACACGUAGAAUGACCAUAUGGUGAUUUUCAUAUUGCAGAACAAACUUACGUUGGCUGACAAUAUUGGAAGAAUAUUACAAAAUCAGUCUUCACAUCCAUUUUCCUGAAAAUACUGUCUCUACAGUCACCUUAGUUGAUAAAGUCAGACUAUAAUAAAUCUUCAUUAAGAGCUCCCCAAUACUUGGUGGGUCUAUGUAAAUACAUUUUGGUGUGUGCACAAGCACAAUAGUAAAGAUUCUUGUGAUAUAAGCGAUAUUAAUAUUGAUU
Molecule: messenger RNA, 1851 nt
Organism: Malania oleifera
Lineage: Eukaryota; Viridiplantae; Streptophyta; Magnoliopsida; Santalales; Ximeniaceae
Product: MLO-like protein 13
Exons: 14
Coding region: 189-1592 (467 amino acids)
Biological process (GO): defense response
Cellular component (GO): membrane
Source: RefSeq, a predicted model, not a curated record